Pyrus x bretschneideri (Chinese white pear) is the source of this 1077-nucleotide messenger RNA. RefSeq names its product fatty-acid-binding protein 3, chloroplastic-like. The record is from RefSeq and is a predicted model, not a curated record. NCBI's taxonomy places the organism in Eukaryota, Viridiplantae, Streptophyta, Magnoliopsida, Rosales, Rosaceae. The transcript is spliced from 5 exons. Gene Ontology annotation, molecular function: intramolecular lyase activity; fatty acid binding. Gene Ontology annotation, cellular component: chloroplast stroma. The coding region runs from base 13 to 921 and encodes 302 amino acids. Gene Ontology annotation, biological process: fatty acid metabolic process.
CAAGUUGUGAUCAUGAAUUUGUUCCAUAUCUACAGUUUGGAUGGAAAACAGGUUUUCCAAAAACCAAAAAUUGAAGGCAUGUUUGAAGCUCAAGCAAUUUGCAGUCCCAAAUGGCUCCAAUUUCCCACUCCCACCGGGAACAGCAUUCCCAAACCCAGAAUUGGAUUCCCGACUGGAAUUUCAAACCCAAAUGUUCUCAUUUGCCAAACCCCCAUUCACUUCCCCCGUCACAAGAACAUCAAAUCUCAGACCCCUUUUGCAGUAAAUGCUUCCUCAGCUUCAGCUGCGGUUGGAAGUGCAGAAUACAUAGAGGAACCUGCUACCAAAGAGAAAUUUCAAACAUCUUUGAGUUUACCGGGUUGUUCGAGUUCAUUGACGUUGCUUGGAACUGGAUACAGGGAAAAGGUCUUUGCAAUUAUUGGCGUAAAAGUCUAUGCUGCAGGACUAUAUGUGAACCAGUCUGUCUUAAAUAGUUUGCAUGCUUCGAAAGGAAGAUCAGCUGCUGAGCUUCAAGAGGAUUCAUCCUUGUUCAACUCUAUUUUUCUAUCUCCUUUGGAGAAAUCGUUACAGAUUGUUCUGGUUAGAGAUGUUGAUGGGAAAACUUUUUGGGACGCCUUGAAUGAUGCCAUCUCUCCAAGAAUCAAAUCACCAACCCCUGUUGAUGAAUCUGCACUGUCCACAUUCCGUAGCAUCUUUCAAGGGCAACCUCUUAAGAAAGGAACUUUCAUAUUUUUGACUUGGCCAGACCCUUCCAAAAUGCUUGUCUCUAUCUCGUCUGAUGGGCUUCCUUCUAGUGUGGGUGCUGAAAUUAAGUCAGAAAACGUGGCUUUUGCUCUUUUUGAUGUAUUCUUUGGAGAUACUCCAGUUUCUUUCUCCUUGAAAGCUUCGGUUGUGAAAGGACUGGAAUCAAUCCUCAAGUAGAUGCUACGAGUAAGCUUUUUCAUGUUCUCUAUUAGCCACUUGAGCCUGCCUUUCGUUUAUGUAUCUAUUUGUGUACCUUGGAUUGGACCAGGAAGUGGUAUAAAUUGAAAGAAAAUAUAUUUCUCAACCAUCUUAUGGUGGCUAUCUUGCCGAUAA